AUGGAACAAAACAAUGGCACUGAAGUGACUGAAUUCAUUCUCCUGGGAUUCGCUGGUCAACACAAGACUUGGCAUGUUCUCUUCAUAGUAUUUCUAGUGAUCUAUGUGCUCACCCUAGUGGGUAAUAUCGGGAUGAUCCUACUCAUCAAGAUUGAUUCCUCCCUUCACACCCCCAUGUACUUUUUCCUCCAAAACUUGGCAUUCGUUGAUCUCUGCUACACCUCUGCUAUUACUCCAAAAAUGCUACAAAACUUUGUAGGGACAGAACAAUCCAUCUCAUUCAUAGGAUGUGUGGUGCAGUUACUAGUCUAUGGUGCUUUUGUAACAAGUGACUGCUACAUCCUGGCAGCUAUGGCCGUGGACCGCUAUGUGGCCAUCUGUAACCCACUCCGCUAUCCAACAGUCAUGUCCCAGAGAGUCUGCAUUCAACUCUUAGUUGGUUCAUACAUUAUGGGUUUCCUAAAUGCCUCUGUAAAUGUAAGUUUAAUUUUUUCACUGAACUUUUGCAAAUCCAAUAAAAUUAACCACUUUUUCUGUGAUGCACCCCCAAUUCUGGCCCUCUCAUGCUCCAGUAUUUCUGUCAGCAUCAUACUAACAGCCUUUGUGGGGUUCAAUUUGAUGUUCACUGUGUCAGUUGUCUUCUUUUCCUACAUGUUUAUCCUGGCUGCCAUCCUGAAGAUCUCUUCUGCUGCAGGGAGGAAAAAAGCCUUCUCCACCUGUGCCUCCCACCUGACAGCCGUCACCAUUUUCUAUGGGACUCUCUCUUACAUGUAUCUGUGCCAUUGCACCACAGAGUCUCAAGAGCAAGAAAAAAUGUCUUCUGUGUUUUAUGGUGUUAUGAUCCCCAUGUUAAAUCCCCUCAUCUACAGCCUGAGAAACCAAGAUGUAAAAGAAGCCCUAAAAGGAGUUGGAAAGAAGUGUUUCUAG
Molecule: messenger RNA, 927 nt
Organism: Hippopotamus amphibius kiboko
Lineage: Eukaryota; Metazoa; Chordata; Mammalia; Artiodactyla; Hippopotamidae
Product: putative olfactory receptor 5AK3
Exons: 1
Coding region: 1-927 (308 amino acids)
Biological process (GO): sensory perception of smell; G protein-coupled receptor signaling pathway
Cellular component (GO): membrane
Molecular function (GO): odorant binding; G protein-coupled receptor activity; olfactory receptor activity
Source: RefSeq, a predicted model, not a curated record